AUGCCUCCCAACAACAACGCGAUACCGCCCAGAAAGGAGGUCACAGGCCAGCCGGCCUUGCCCCUGGCCCGCGUGAAGAAGAUCAUUGGCACAGAUCCAGACAUUGGAAUCUGCUCAAACAACGCGGCUUUUGUAAUCACUCUGGCAACGGAAAUGUUCAUCCAGUACCUCGCCGCCGAGGGCCAUAACAUGGCAAAGGCAGAGCGCAAGCCCCGUCGUAACGUUCAAUACAAAGACCUGUCAACCGCAGUCAACCACCACGACAACCUCGAGUUCCUCGAGGACGUCAUCCCCAAGACGGUCCCCUACAAACAAAUCAAGGACUCGGCCGCCGCCGCGCGCCUCAACCCUAGGAAAGCCGACCAGGAGCCCAAGAAGCGGCAGUCGACCCUCAAAACCAAGGGCGCCAACGCAGGCGCUUCCAGCAACAGCAACGGUGUCAAUGGCUCAGCCACCGCCGCCGUCUUGGACCCAGUCACGGCUGUCAUUCACUCCGACGACCCCAGCGCCCAGCUGGUCGCCGAGGCUCGUCGUGCGGCUGGUGACGAGGACGUUGACAUGACGGGAUAG
Colletotrichum fioriniae is the source of this 570-nucleotide messenger RNA. RefSeq lists its product as uncharacterized. Gene Ontology annotation, molecular function: protein heterodimerization activity. Lineage: Eukaryota; Fungi; Ascomycota; Sordariomycetes; Glomerellales; Glomerellaceae. The record is from RefSeq and is a predicted model, not a curated record.